GGCAGCACACACAUAGGAUGCACUGCAGUACAUUGGUUUUGUUGGCCCUUUGCUGUCUGGGCGUGGGACUUGCAACAGCAGCAGCCACACCAGGCAGCGCCGCACCCGCAGCGCCUGCGAACAAUUUGUAUCUGGAGCUGAAGACCUUCUUGCGUCAGGUGCCCAAGAAGCAGAUACAACAUUUAGCACGCGCUUAUCUGCUGAACGAUGUGCCCUUCCAAGCCGUCAUACGUGAGCUGAACUCCUUGGCGUCCUACCGUCUGCGCCAGCAACUGCUCAAUCAGCCGGAGCUUCGUUCGUUUUUGCAGUGGCUGUCACAGCAAUUGAUUUUGUCCGGCGGUUCGCUUAAGGUCUUCGACACACUGGAGCUGGAAAUCAAGCUGUUCAAUAAAUAUCCACACUGGGCAGUGUCCACAGAGGGUGUUGCUGGUUUUGAGAAUGAGUUCAACUUUUUAUAUCCUGCCGCGGCGCUGCGAGAGCUACUUGAGACAAAUGCUCAGCAAUCUGCUAUAUUUGGUGAGUUCUGGCGUCGUGUGGUGGCUCUGAAGCCAGCCUAUGAACGCUUCAUAGCCACACCACAGGCCGUGGCCUUUGCCGGCCGGCUGCGCAAGUUGGGCGUCAAUGUGGAUGGCGCGGAUCAGUUGGUGCGUUAUCAGUUGGGCUGGAGCAAUGCCAGCAUACCCAGCUAUGAUUAUAAUGAUUAUCUGGGCUUGAAUAAUGCUGAGAAUUAUUAAAAAGUCAUUGUUAGUUUAAGUAUUUGGGGUAGUCCUUUGUGUAAUUUGUGUUUCUGUUUUUAAUAAAUCUUUAAUCUACAUGCAAACUAUC
Drosophila busckii is the source of this 825-nucleotide messenger RNA. RefSeq lists its product as uncharacterized. The record is from RefSeq and is a predicted model, not a curated record. Lineage: Eukaryota; Metazoa; Arthropoda; Insecta; Diptera; Drosophilidae.